AAAAGGUUUGUGUCCAUGCUCUCUUCACAAAUCCCUCUCUGCCUCCAUCUCAACAUCUCGAAGUUAUCAUACAAUUUCGCCAACAUGUCAAGGAUCGCGGAUGCAAUGGAUCUCCUCAUGACCACCUUUCAUAAUUACACUGGACCACAAGGAAACUACAUCACUUUGACCAAAAAAGACUUUACCAAACUGCUCCAUGAAGAGUUUCCUGAAGUAGACUACAGCUCAGAUGAUAUGGAGAGUUUCUUCAGCAAGCUGGAUGCCAACGGUGACAAUGCUGUUUCUUUCAAAGAGUUUGUUGACAUUAUCACAGAGUUCGACCUGAUGUGCACCAGCAAAUGAACGAUUUGGCCACAUUGCCUUUGGGCUGGCACUGAAGAGUGACAGCGGUCGUUUUGUAACAGCGCUAGUUAAGCUAAUGUAACAGUGCUCACUGUGAUGUGAACUGGCAAAUAAACAAUUUGGCCAUGUUGCUUCAGAA
Molecule: messenger RNA, 481 nt
Organism: Epinephelus moara (kelp grouper)
Lineage: Eukaryota; Metazoa; Chordata; Actinopteri; Perciformes; Serranidae
Product: protein S100-A8-like
Exons: 3
Coding region: 16-342 (108 amino acids)
Molecular function (GO): calcium ion binding
Source: RefSeq, a predicted model, not a curated record